This is a messenger RNA of Drosophila busckii, 610 nucleotides long. RefSeq names its product ladderlectin. NCBI's taxonomy places the organism in Eukaryota, Metazoa, Arthropoda, Insecta, Diptera, Drosophilidae. The record is from RefSeq and is a predicted model, not a curated record. The transcript has a single exon. The coding region runs from base 14 to 577 and encodes 187 amino acids.
UUCAAUAGCGAAAAUGCUUUGGCAAAAAUUAAUAAUCUGCGUUGUGCUCUGCCUGGGCCUGAGUCUCGCCCAGAGUAACAACGACAACAGCACCAGCUGUGCCCAGCACUUUAGCCUGGUGGGCGACAAGUGCGUGCUGAUUAUCGAUCGCUGGAACAGUUGGUAUGAAGCAGAUCGCGCCUGCCGCGCGCUCGGCGCUGGUUUGCUCAGCUUGCAGAAUCAGCAGCAGAAGCAGCAGCUGGAGAAAUGGCUCAACGCCACCGCUCCAUACACCACUGAGUUCUGGACCUCGGGCAACUGUCUGGGCAAGCAGGGCGAGUACUGGUGGCAGAGCACCGGACAGCAGGCGCGCUAUUUGCCCUGGGCCAGCAAGGAGCCGCUGAAGAACGCCGGCGACUGCAUCUCGCUGUUCUCGAACACAACGCUGCAAGGUCAAAAGGUCGACGAGCUGCGUCUCAAGAUGAAGGACUGCACCACCUGGGCUGCCUGCAUUUGCGAGCAGACGCCUCAAAAAUUCGACACACGCAUUUGCCUCAAGCCUGCGGCCUUCGAAUCGAUAAGUGUGCCCAGCAACUAAAGCCUCAUGUCUAAUAAAAAUUAAGUUAACAAA